GGUGUGGUUUUCUCUUAGCAGAUCUCAUAGGCGCGGCGGUCGAGGGUGCUGACCCGUGGGGGAAGGGUCUGUUGUGGAGAUAGCUGUCGGUGUUAUAGGUUUGCUUGCCCUGUACGAGGUGGUGGAGUGACCCAUCUGGGUUUCUAGAGAGGUGGACGUCAAGGAACGAGAGCUUGCCAUCUUCUUCUUGCUCCAUCGUGAACUUGACAGUGGGAUGCUGGUUGCUCGGGUGUAAAGAGAUCUUGGCCGUGAGGUGAGAUGACGGAUGCGUCAACGUAAAUGGUGGGCUCAUAGUCUGCGGCGAGAAGUGAGGAUGUCUUACAUUCUUCCAUGAAGAUGUCGGCUAGGACUGGGAAUAUAGGAGAUCCCACGGAGGUCCCAGCCGAUUGCUCUGAGAACUUGCCUUGGAACUCGAAGUAGUUGGAAAAUAGCCUACGCAUAGGCGGAUGAGUUUGGCGACUUGGGUGGGGCUGUAAGUACGCGUGGAGAGGCUGGAAUCAUUGUCGAGUCGUUGCUUGGCUAGUGAGUGCGUUCGUUUCAGUACGUUGGUGAAAAGUGAGACUACAUCAAAGCUCACCAUGAUGCCAGUGCGUUUAAGAGUAGGCCGGUCUCCUGGUAAGGUCGACGAACUGGGUGGAGUUGGAGAUAAUGAUGAGGUGUGUUGCGCAGAAAGGGCUGAUGAGGGAUGUCGUACGUCUCGUAGGUGGGUGAUCCUCUCUAUGCGGCCGGGAUGGAGUCAGAGCAGUGGAGCGGGCAGUGUCUGUUCAUACUCCUGCAGAGAUAGUUAUACAGUCCAAUGUCAGUUUUGGAAUUGGCAGAGGUGUACCAGAUAUAGGUCGAAAACCUGCUAUAGGUGCUGCGAUGGAUGGACUGGGGGCACCUCCAAUAACUGCCCAACUGCAAUAUGUUUUGGUCGUGAAUGGUGUCCGAAUGGAGGGACAUGCAGACGUCCUGACUACUGCAGCUGUAGGCGGGGAUAUUACUCUCCAAGAUGUAAUCGUUGUACUGCUAUAGCACACUGCAAUGAUGUGUCCUGCACCACUUCAUCAGACCAGAUAUGUUCGUAUUGUGAGGGUGAUUAUGGCUCACUUGGAUCAGCUUACAAAUUGUCUUCUAACAAAAGAGUUUGCCUUCAACAAUGUUCAUGGAGGACUGACAGCAAUGCCUGUUAUCCAGGAACCUGCUCUUACGGGACCAACUGCCGCUGCAGCACUGGCUUCUCGGGAAACGACUGUAGAACAAUGGAAAGCAGUCAGGUACCUAUUCUAUCAAAGCACAGCGCCACUCUCAUCUCCGGGUCUACAACCUUGGAAUCACCUUCUGACCAGGGCAGUAUGACCACUGUCUAUACCAGCGUGAACAAUUUUUCGAACCUCAGGAUUAACUGGAUAAUUUCCUACCAGCCCACUGGACUCCCCGACCUCCAUAGUGGUGGAUAUCCCUACAUUCACAGUGUUAGGCUGGGUGUUGUGGGUGCAAGAGCCAGGGUCACUGUGAAUCGGGGUGAGAGCUUAAUAUAUACAGUAGGUAACCCAACAUGUACUACAGCGACAAGUGGAGUUCCUUUUAGUCAAAGCAGUCCUGCAACAAAUCUGGUGUCCUGUGAAACCACAUUAACUUUGAACUACAAUGAUUGGACCCCAGCUUCAGGAGAUGUACUUCGGUUUGACACGUAUUCAACCAGUGGUGGCUUCAUGAAAUUAUACAACAGAGACUCAAGCAACCGAAUCGAGACACGAUAUUACAGUGGCACAACAAGCUCCGCUUCCUCAACUUUCACCUUUGACUUUGAUGACCCUUACCACUGCGUGGAUGUUGGUAGAGGAUGCAGAAAAGCAAUGCUAAAUGCAGGGAAUGACAUCACCUCUCGGGAGGUGAUAAGAGUCCAAUGGCAAGGUUGGAUUGACGAUCUGGCUGGUGUCAAAGAAUAUGAUCUGGAGGUACGACAGCUGUCAGGUAGUCAUGGCAACAAGAUGACAGAAAUCUUUCACCGACCUGCAGUUUACAGAAGAACAACCAGCUCUGGUUGUAAUGUCACCUUGCCGCAUUUAGGUGUUUAUUCUAUUGUCCUUGCCGUUGUUGACCACGCUGGCAACGUCAAACGCAGCAGACGCUUUGUGUUCUUUGACAAUGAUCCCAAUGAUGUCACCAUACAAAGUGAUUCGCCUCUGCGCGUAGUCUCAGCGACUGCAGAGACCAACUUCACGUGGCUGACCAAUCUUGAAUCCGGCAGAGGGACAACCACUGUGGGGCUUGACUGGACAGGCCAUUUCAUUAAUGUGAAUCACCACAACCAAGGAUUCUUAAAGCCCAUUGGGUCCUAUGCUGCCGGUACAAUCCAUUCCGAUUACGACCAGUACUUUGGGCAGCGAGGCCGUGCAGGUAUCCCGAACAAGCUAGGCAUUACACAGUUCCGUACCUAUUCUGAGAUCGACCACAGCGGGGGUAAAACAACUGUCAGUGUGAGUGACACCAACUCAGACAACUGGAGGAAUGAAGCCACAAACACGCAGGUGACAUAUGACCUGAGCCUAGUGGACGGCGAUUCUAUACGGUUCUGGGUGGAGGCCAGGGACCUAGCCGGUCACUUUUUAAGGGACAAUGUGUUGGUUCACGCUGACUCAUCCCCACCUGUUAUUGAAGACUUCUGGCUGGUACGAGACGGGGAAGUAAACCUAGCCAUUCAUCAUUCAGCCAAUCUGCAUGAAAUGAGAUUUGUGUUCAGGGCUUACGACAUUCACAGUGGUCUAAGAAACAUUGAGUGGCGUCUGUUUGAGAACCACACAGGCACAGAGAUGGAAUAUGGACACCAGUCAGUGCCUGUCAGGAAACUUGACAUGGACUCUGCAGACUGUUAUCCUGUCGAUUGUCUCUGUACCCCGAUUGGUGACUGCUAUGCCGCAGACUACAGUUUCAGUCCAACGAACGAUCUUGGCACUCAUGACCAUGAUUACUUCAUCGCGUUGACAGUUAUGAAUCAAGCAAGACUUGUAGCUACCCAGAUGUUGAAGAUAACGGUAGACACAUCACCGCCUCAAGCUGGUGUGGUGCAUGAUGGGAUACCUGGGUCUAAUGAGGUGGACUUCCAGGAAGGCAAUGACCUCACAGCUCACUGGCAGGGGUUCUUUGACAAGGAGAGUGGAAUCAAGUUCUACCAGUAUCUGUUUGGGGAUUCAUGCUGGACUAGCCCUAGCAGUGUAAGGGAUGUGAUGACGAGAACUACCUCUACACAUGCUAGUUGGACUGCACCCUCUCCUGGCCGGUACUAUGUCACCGUCAUUGCUUACAAUCGAGCCUUGGAGCCCUCAGAGGCUGUCUGUUCUGACGGUGUCGUGAUUGAUACAAGUCCUCCUGAGUUGUCUCAGAUCGUUAUAAGCUACGCUCGGAUUUGGCCCGGUCUGGCCAAGGAUAAUGAAGGUCGGGUGUGGUUUGUUGACGAGCACCGCAAGAGGAUGGAGCUGGUUGAUGCAUCGAGUGGAUGCAGUUCCAAGGCUACUAUGGUAGAGGAUUUGUCCAUUUAUCCUGAGAUGGCUGGCACCAAUGACUCCGUGGCUAUACUCAAAGGAGACCUGGACUGUCUCUGGAUCUUGGCUAUUCAACAAAAGAUAUUCCUUCCAACUCAUAAACAUGUGAUCAUCUCAUGGGCUGGGGACGAUGCAGAGAGCUCCAUCUAUGACUAUGAGAUUGGUCUGAGCACCAACCCUAUAAAUCCGACCCCUGACCUUGUGACAUUCACGUCUACAUCAGGUCAUGAUCACUUUGUGAUGUACCAUCCCCAUAUCAGCCACGGAGUAGUGUUCUACUUAGCUCUAAAGGCAACCAACAAGGCCCAGCUGUCUACAUACAAGGUAGUCGGUCCGAUUAUAGUGGAUACCACCCCACCCAUGUUUGUUGGGCGUGUUUCAGUUCGUGUGGAGGAUGAAUACUUGGUUGCUGAAUGGGGAGAUGAUAGCUUCAUUGAUGAUGAGGACACCGACCUGAGAUACCAAGUUGCCGUCAGUUUGUCAAAGCUAGAUAUGGGGAUCAGCCCAGGUGGCUCAGAGACCCCCACUUUCCAAUUGGAGAAAAACUACAGAAUUGGCCCGUGUUCGACACAAUCAUCGUGUGCCGCAUUCUCGUUGGAUGACCUAGACUGGCAUCUCCAUGGUGACCAUGAGUAUUACGUGUCAGUCAGAGCGCAGAAUGGUGCUGGAUUGGCAACAGUGGGGACCUCAUCCGUGUAUAGACCCAUCGUGCAGUUGCCGUCUGUGGGUGUUGUAUUGGACGUUGCUCCCCCUGGAGAGGAAGUGGCUGUGGAGUUUGGGUUUGCUAAGGACAUUGACGUACAAAUGGACACUAAAAGCAUCUCAGCUCGUUGGUUUGGCUUUGAGCAUCCUCAUCUUGAUAUCAGCUAUGAGAUUGCAGUCGGAUCAGGAGGAAAUGAUUUAUCAGAUGCCAGUCAUGGUUUUGUCAAUGUCGGCAGUGCAACAUUCUAUCGUCUGAAUGGACUGGAUCUAACUCCAUUAACGACUUACCACGUGACUAUCCGUGCCAACUCGGAAGCUGGAAGUGUCAAUAUUACAUCGGAUGGCGUCAAAAUCAUGCAAAUGGGUGAAAUACUGGAGGGAGCCACAAUCAAAGAUGGACUAGGCUGCGGUCAAGACGAAGCAUCUGUUCAUCCAGGGUUGUCCCACCACUCAUCUCCUGCCGAUCAACCCUGUCAGGAUGACAUCACCUAUCAGGCCUCUACCUCAGACAUCGCAGCUCGUUGGACCAUCCCUGACAUGCUGCAGCCCUUUGUGACCAACGUCCUCUGGACGGUUGAACAAGAGAUUGAGGCAUACCACGAGGCUGAGAACACGACAUUGGAAUGGAUCCCAGUACUUGGUGAUCAAGAUCUUGGCAUGACAUUCCAACAUAUUGGGGCUGAUAUAGGGUUUCAAAGUGGAGGUCACUUCAGAUCAAAGGUUCAGUUGUGUCAUGUUAGCGUUUGCUUCCAACCCAUCGUGACUGAUGGAUUCUGGGUAUUAUCCCAACCUCCUGAGGUCGGUCAGGUCACGGUCAGCAACAUUGAGUCCACACAAGGCAGAACAGAGAUCCACGUGGCCUUCCAGCCUUUUGCGCAUGAUUACGUCCUUCAUGACAACCCACAGGAAUUGAUGGAUUUCUAUGAGUGGAGCAUUGCUGAAGAUGGUAAUGACGGAGCCCUGUUGAGUCAGUGGACGAAAAUUGAGAAUUUGGUGAUAACUGUAAACGUGGCCUAUUUCACUGCAUCGUACAGCGGACUUUUGGACCUGGAUAUUUGUCAUCGGUUAUCAGUCAGGGGCUACAACAAGGCUGGUCUGUCAUCCAUAGCCAGCACUGAGAUCGUAGAUUGUGAUGAAAUGAUGACACUCAUCGUCCCCCAUGUUGUAAUUGAUGCAGAUCAUAAAGUGAACUUGGAGCAGAAUGCGUUGUGGCCGGAACCAGACAAGAACUAUGUUUCAUCCACUUCCUCCUUAUCGGCCGUCUGGCCCACACUGCGUCACAGGGCCUACGUCUGGGCAGCCAUUGAGGACACUGGAUCUACUAAAUUUGGAGAUUUGGACAGUGGUCUGCAGUAUCCAUGCGACCACCCUCAUGUGAAGGCCUGCGGAGAUACAGAUAAAGAGUUCGUCAACGUUCCAGAUUUAGCCCUUGAACAUGGCAAACGAUAUCGCAUUUGCAUCCAUGCCGAUGAAGUGACACUCCAGCACCAGGGUUGGAAUGAACGGCUGUCCGCCGUGUCCAACUGCAGCGAUGGCGUUGUCAUUGACACAACUCCACCAACCCCUGGCUCUGUUUGGGUCGGAAGGAGCCAACAUCAACACUAUCAAAGUUCCACCUCCGAGUUAGUGCUACACUGGGAAUCGUUUAUCGACAUUGAGGAACACGGCAUGGCACGUCAUCACACGGGGAUCAGAUACUAUGAAUAUGCCAUUGGAUCGAUGCGAGGUGGCAGUGAUGUAAAGGAGUUCACCCGGGUUGGAAUUACUAACAGUGCUAUCGUACAUGGCAUAAGAUUACAAAAUGGACACACAUACUAUGCUACAGUGAGAGCAACUGACUUUGUUGGCCUGUCGUCCCAAGUGGUAGCUGACCCAGUCACCAUUGAUGCAUCUCCUCCUGUCGUAAAUGGCGAACACACAUUGGACGUUGGGGGCAGCUUUAUCCGCUCAACAACUUCUAUGUCAGCAAGUUGGAAGGAUAUAUUCUCAGACAAGGAGAGUAGUGUGGCGUAUUUUGAGUGGGCUGUGGGGUCACAUCCAGGUCACGCAGACAUCAUGCCUUUCACCAGAGAGAGCACAGAGACUGGGAUCAGUGACCCUUCACGACCUUUGGCCCUUCAGGAAGGUCACUCAUAUUUUGUUUCUGUUAAGGCCAUCAAUACAGUAGGCCUGAUCACUCUGAAGAGUUAUGGAGCUUUCACGGUUGAUGCUAGCCCCCCAUUGGCUGGUCAUGUCUUUGAUGGAAACCCAGCCCAUGCGCCAGCCAAUCACAAAGAUCGAGACUUCCAGGACGAUCGAACCAUGCUUUGGGCAUUCUGGGAAGGGUUUCAUGAUCCGCACAGCUCCAUCUUUGAGUAUUCGUGGAGGGCCGGGUUAUGUCCAGGGUGUACUGAUGUCGUGCCUGAGCAACACGUGGGCUUAGAGACUGAUGUUCAUGCGGGAAACCUGAAUCUGGUGCCAGGUCUGACCUACUAUUUGACAGUGACAGCUUGUAAUGCUGCUGGCCUUUGUACUUCAGUGACCUCUGAUGGGGUCAUGGUUGAUGACACGCCCCCUGUGCCAGGGCGGGUUUAUGAUGGCAGUGCUGGGGGCGGUGACGUCAGCUACCAGUCCUCAAGGCUUCGACUGCAAGCGCAUUGGUGGGGCUUCCAUGACCCUCACUCUGGUCUCUCCCACUACGAAUGGCGUGCGGGCACUACACCAGGAGCUGCGGACAUUUUCCCCUCUACACGCAUUGAGCUGUCGGAGGGUGCUCUUAUAUUUCUACCAGUGUCAGACCAGCUGCCAGUAGACACUGAUAUCUACAUCACCGUGCGCGCCUAUAACCGAGUGAGUGCGUGGAGUGAGGCUACAUCUAAUGGGUUCCGUGUGGACUCUAGCCCUCCUGAUGUGGUGGAUCCACCCGCUGCUAAGAGUAAGGGGGUGGCUGUCCAAAAUACCCAGGUUUUACGCGAUGUUAUUCACAUUUCCUGGAAGUUCCGUGACCCAGAGAGUGGCAUUAAAGACCAGUACAUAUCUGUUAGCACACACCAUAAUGGAGAUGUUGGCAUACAUCCAAUGAAGAUUGCAGGGAGCGAGAUUGAUCACACCUUCACCAAUCUGACAUUACACGAAGGAAGUCGUUACAUCGCAACCGUGGUGGCUUGCAACCUCGCUAGUCUCUGUACGGAAUCUAAGGCAGAACCUGUGUUGGUUGAUUUUAGCCCGCCGUCUGUUGGGACAUUUGCCGUGGGCACAGAAAGUGCUGCCAACUUGGAGCGUCACCAUAUUGACUGGAUUGAUCCAACAGAACCAAAUCAGACCAAUACCGCAUCUCCCCACCAUCACCACCACGGCUGGAUGUCAUGGCUUGAAGACAACAGCACCUCCAAUGGUUCCUUAGCUUUGGCCUGGUUGGGAUUUGCUGAUGUACACUCCGGUAUCAGCCACUACUUUGUCUCUGUCGGACGCACCUACGGUGGCUCGCAGCUCACUCCGCAUGGACCAGCCCGAAUCAACCACAGUGAUGACGGCAUGCCAUUGGACGAGGGAAUUGUGCAGACAGCCAUUGUACCUCUAGAGGGCAGCAUAGCAGACAUUUCUCCUCCAUAUCUCUACGUCUCCAUCUGGGCUGUGAAUGGGGUUGGGCUACCAAGUUCUCGUCAUCAUUCAGCUUUUGAAAUAUCUGCGAUCUCAUCAAAUGAGGGCACUCUCGUUCUGCUCCGACAUUGUUCACCUUCAAGUUGCGAAGGUCAUUGUGCAUGUGCACCCAUUGAUAGGGCAUGUAAUCCAGACCAGUCUUGCACCGAUGUAUCCAACAAUAAUCCUAACACUGAGAUAGAAGUGCUGGAUGUACUGGAUCUCAUGUACGAGGAUAUCGAAGCUGUGACUGACAUAGACUACACCCCAACCCAACACACAGCGGCUGCAGUGUGGCGAAUCACUGAUCGUAAAGGACUGGAUAUCAAGUGGUGUGAAUGGAGCAUCGGGGAUGACUCUUCAUCUGAACCAGUCGGAGUCUUCGAUCCAGUGAAUGAGAGAGUAUGGUUUGAUGUUGGACAGGACGACAAUGCUAUCAUUGUGCUGGAUGAGGAGCACAAGCUCCUGCAGGGAGUCACAUAUCACAUAUUUGUUCGAGCCUGGUACGAUGCCAAUAUAUAUGCUGUGUUCAAGUCAGAUGGCAUUGUCCCCGACGUUACACCGCCAAAAGUCUCGACUAUAAGAAGCAUGAAGGUAAAGGACCUCCCUGCAGCUGAUGCCAGGACAGACACAGAUUACUUGACAUCUGUCAGCUUCAUUUCUUGGGAGGGAAUGUUUUCAGACCAUGCAAUGUCCCACUACCUGGUGUCACUCAGCACCCAUCCAGGAGGUGAAGAUAUCCGUCAGUUUGCUGAUCACAGCUUUCCAGCUGAUGCAACUUCCACUGAGUUUACCAGCCUGGACCUACAGAGUGGAGUGCGGUACUUCAGCAAUGUACGGGCAUUCAACAAAGCUGGUCUGCACACGCUCAGAAGCAGUGAUGGUUUUGUAGUGGACACCAGGAGGCCAGAUCCCGGCCUAGUGUUUGAUGGAAUAGAUCUCCAUGAUGUAGAGUACCAGAACUCCAGCACAGUCAUCUCAGCCUCCUGGCAUGGCUUUGUGGAUCUGGAAUCCUACAUAGACCAUUAUGAGUGGUGUGUUGGACAGACCCCCAGCCCUACAGAUGCUAGCAUCCUGCCUUGCACCGAUGUUGGAAUCCACUUGUCUGCGUCGAAGACUCUAGCUGCACCUCUCACAGAUGGUAUUCGAUAUUACUCCAAGAUCUCAGCUUUUGAUGCAGCCGGCCAGCAGUCGAUGUCAGUCUCUUCAAAUGGAUUUGUAGUGGACACUACACCCCCUGAGCCAGCAGAACAUAUCCUUGUAGGGGAUAACCUGAUUCAGAAUCCAUCAUUUGAAGAGAAGGAGGAGCUGCAUUACUCAGAUAUGGAUUAUGACCGUACAGUUAGUUCUGGAGAUGGGUUAUCAGGUGGAGCCUCAGGUGAUGUUGGAAUUCAGUCAUUGUCAUCACCAGAAUCUGGUGAUUUCAAAACCUGGGACAUUAAAUCUGGCAGCCAGUUUUCAGUGGUCUCAUCUGAAAAGAAGAUUGCCAAAGACGGUCAUUCUUUCUUGUCCCUCCGUGGUGCCAUCUCCCAAACCUUCAACACAACGAUGGGCAGCCAAUACCAGAUAGUGAUAUUCGUCAGUCACAUGCCAUCCCAGAAUCCUUUGCUGAAUCAGGAAGUUUGCAUCGAGGCCCCAGGACUGAAUCAUGUCUUCAGAUUGUAUGACCGACCAGCACACGGUCACUCAGAUGAGAGUAUGAGGUCUAUCCAGUGGCAUCGGCAGAGGUUUUACUUCACAGCCAGUGAAGAUGUCUCAACAUUAAAAAUCUCCUCGGUUGGAAGAUCAAAUGGAAUCCUGUUGGAUAAUGUCCAGCUGAGGCAGAUCAGCAUUAGACCGACUAACGACGACGGGUCUGUGCAAGUCUUUACCCAAUUCAUUUACGGAUGGUCAUCUCUUCAGGCCAAGUGGCAUUUCAUUGACCCUGAGAGCCCCAUAGUGGACUACAGCUGGGCCAUUGGCACAACAAGAGGGGGCAUCCAGCUACAAGGCUUUACAUCAGUGGGCACACGAACAGAUGCUAUCAACACCGAUCUGAGGAUGGCACAUGGAUCCCGUGUCUAUGUAACGGUAAUGGCAAGAAAUGCAGCUGAUCUCAUUGCCAUUUCAACCUCUGCUCCUGAAAUGAUUGACUUGACACCACCAGAAAUUCUUUCUGUCAUUGACGGGAAGACUGAACAAGAUGUCGACUUCAGCGCCGACGAUUCGUCUCUAUCGUUCAGAUGGUCAGCAUCUGAUGCUGAAAGUGAAAUUGAUCACUGUGAAUGGGCAGUAGGAUCAGAACCUAAACUUGAUGACAUCAUACCAUGGUCGCAGUCUCCUAACGCCACUUCCACUAUCACCACCAGUCUAUCACAGAUCAUGGUUGAAGGCCAGAGCAUGUAUGCUACAGUCAUAUGCUAUAAUCAUAAUGGACAGUCGUCUUGGAAAUCAUCAGAUGGUGUUACCAUAGUAACAGAGUCUCCAAGCGCUUUGGCAGCUGUUGUCAGUGUGAAGACUUUGCCAGAGACUCAAUACACAUCACAAGGGUACCAGUCACAGAGAGAUUCUCUUAAAGCAUCGUGGGAUGGAUUUAUAGAUCCAAUUGGAAUCCAGUCCUAUCAGUGUUUUCUUAGUGGGCCAAACAUCUCCACAUCAUGGAGACCUUGUGGAUCCACCUCUGAGACCCACCUUGAUUGGUCAGGUCUUAGCCUGCUUGAUGAUGCUACCUAUAGCCUGUCGGUCAGAGCCAUCUCUCAUGCUGGUCUCAUCAGCGAGGCUGUCUCUGUCAAUUUUACAGUGGAGUCUACCAAGCCUACAGGAGGUGCACCAAGCCUCAUCAGAUCAUCCUGGUUGGGUAAUGGGACGGUUGAGUUUGCCUGGGAUGGCUUAUUCUCCUCUUCCUCAUCUUUGGUCUACGAAGUGUCUCUUGGCACCAUCCCAGGAAGUAGUGAUAUCAUGCAGUGGGUGGAGACCAUGGAUACUGGUAUGCGUGUCUCACCGCUGGUUCCCUAUACCAACUACCACUUGACAUUGACGGCCAUCAAUGCAGCGGGCUUGUCUCACACAGUCAGGAAGGUGAUCAGUGUCUAGAGGAUUCGCAAUCAUCAACGUUGACGUUGUGUUGGAUUUAUCAUAGGGGGCUGUGAAAUUUCUGUUAGAUUUUUAGUUUUAAGGGUGCAAAUAAAUUCCAAGCAAAUAAAUUCCACUUGCGAUAAAUCCGCAUAUUUCAAAAUUCUUUCAAAAUACAACUCUCAUAGGUAGCUGUUCGGGCCGCCCAGAAAAACAAUGAUCAACAUACCGUCUUUCAUUUUCCUUUCAACUUUAGGUGCGUUGUCCAAUGACAUCUUCAGAAAUUCUCACCAAAAGUAGACCACCCCGAAAACUAAGAAUAUUUCCAAAACUGGGAAAAAUAGCUAUUUUGAACAAAGCAUCCCUCUGUAAGACUGCUAUUAGUGCCACCUUUCAGACUCGAUUUCAUCUAAAUAAUUCAGACUUUGAAGUCCAGGCCUGAGGUUCAUCAAUGCCACAUUUCUUCAAUUCCCAAAUUCCGUGGCUCUCAGAACUCUCUAAAAUAGAAAUUUAUCCACUGGCAGACAGAUUUUGGCCUAUUUACGUGAGUGCAUCCUUACUGAAUUAACUCAGACACCUCUUUAGAAACAUACAGAUUAUUUGUAUUUGAUGAAAGAGUUUUUGUCACAAGUACACAGGCGUUCGUUCUCAUAUUAUACCGUGUUACGUUUCAAUUGUUAUCUUUGGUAGUCUUACGACUAGGUUGUUAGCUGUUGUAUUAUUGCCAUUUUCUAUGUAGUUUUCUAAAUACUACGUGGGAAAUUUAUUUCAUGAGUAAAAAUUCUAUUUGUGUAGAUGAUAUUUGGUUUUUCCCUCCUGCAACUGCGUUGUGCAUUUAAUUUUUUUUUACUUUCUUUACGUAAUUUACAUAAUUAGGCGAUUAUGAGUUCUUGGAGUCUUUCCCACAAUAUUUUAAUUGGUGUCGUGCUUAAAGCCACAUAUGAAGUAGAGAAGUAGGUGUAUUUUUCUUUGCAUUGAUGCAUGGAUUUUGGGCCAAGAAUUACCCGUACAACCAUAUUUUAGCAAACAAAAUAGUGCUGCGUUUAGAUGUGAGGUUGUACCCGUAUUGGGUUUAAGCUUGACUUUUGUAGUGUGUUGAGUUGAAGUGGGAUCAAUAUUGUUGAUAAAAUGAACACAAGAAAUGUGGUUUGAAGGGGGCAAUUACAAUAUUAAUCGGAAUUAUUAAGCAUGUUAUUGAGUUAAACUUUGUAAGAUAAAACGUGAUAUGUUGCAUGAUCACGUACCAUUGGUUGAAUUGUAGUCAAUGUUGUUCGGGUUUAUCUUCAUCUGUGAAAUAACACCAAGAAACAAUCAAGUUAAAUCAAAUCCCAAACAUGUCUAGCAGCAUUGGUAGUACCUAGGCCAGUUCUCGACGGCAAGGCCAUUCAUGACGCCCUAAUGUCUAAUAACAGAAAAAUAUAAAAUUCUUCAGUAGGGCUCUGCACUUACGAGACAAGAGAACCAGUGCCACCUCGAGAGCUGUGCAAUCAGCACAAGCCUAUAGGAGCUUUCUCUAAAAUGUUAGGCUGAGAAGAUUACAGUUCUAGUCAACAUAAACUGAUCAAGUGAGUUAAUUGUAGUAUUUACGCACACUUUUUGUUCCAUAAUUGUAAUAUAUAUCAGAGGCCGGAUCUCAAUAGCCUCUCAACGCAGGAAUUAACAGCAACCUCCCACGCGAACCCAUCCUUUAUUUGCACACAGGACUUCUACGGCGUAAAGUCAUAUGUAAAUAGCAUAACUAUUUGUCUUUUCCUUAAAAACAGUUCCCUCGUAUCAUUUUCUUUUCAGUGAAAUUAAAAAUGCUUCGUUCUUGUUCAACUAAACAAUACAUUAAAUUUUUAAAUAAUGAUAUGACACCUUGGUUUUCUUGAAAUGACGACAGACAAUUUUGCACAAUUCCAGAAGAACCGUAAUAUCCCUCAUAGUAUAAGCAGGUUGAACAACCUUAGUUCUUCUUCACUUGUGAUGAAAUAAAGCUUGCAAAAAUGUUACCCUAAA
This is a messenger RNA of Acanthaster planci (crown-of-thorns starfish), 12893 nucleotides long. RefSeq lists its product as uncharacterized. The record is from RefSeq and is a predicted model, not a curated record. Gene Ontology annotation, molecular function: protein binding. Lineage: Eukaryota; Metazoa; Echinodermata; Asteroidea; Valvatida; Acanthasteridae.